UUUUCUCCAGAGAUGCAGCCUGACACGCUGAGUUAUACCAGCAUCUGCAGCUCCUCCCGACACAUGUUCCCAGAUUGUUGGGCAGAGCCUGUAUUUGGGGACCUGGGACGCUGCUUUAAUCAACCCUGGAUUCCUGGGGCACCCUUUUGGUAAAUACAGAAUCGCCUUGGACAGAGCGGUGGAGUUUCCCCCGCCGCCCGCUCUGGAGGAUGUGGAGCUGUUGCACCGAGAACCAAAUAUACUAGCUCCUCUAUAAUCUUUGCCGAGAACGAGCAGCAAGCAAGGGGCCGGACCGGGCCGGAGUUUGGUGCCGCAGUUUGCCGGCGGGCCGCUGUGCGGGGUGAGCGGCGGCCGGGGCCUGGGCCUGGUGGCGGAUGAGCAACUCUCUGCGCCGGGUGGCGUGUGCCGUGUCGGGCGGCGUGGACAGCGCCGUGGCAGCGCUGCUGCUCCGCCGGAGAGGUUACCAAGUGAUGGGUGUCUUUAUGAAAAACUGGGACAUGCUGGAUGAACGCGGUAUCUGUACAAGUGAUCAGGACUGCAGAGAUGCACACCAGCUCUGUGAGAUGCUUGACAUCCCUUUCUAUCAGGUUUCCUUUGUGAAAGAGUAUUGGCAUGAAGUCUUCAGUAACCUAGUAAAGGAGUAUGAAAUGGGAAGGACUCCGAACCCUGAUAUAAUGUGUAAUAAAAAUAUCAAAUUCAAAUGUCUGUUGCAUUUUGCCAUGGAAAUGUUGGGGGCUGAUGCAAUGGCAACCGGUCAUUAUGCCAGAACGUCACAAGGCGAUGAAGAAGUUUUCCAGCAGAAGUCCAUUGGAAAUACAGAAGAUAUUUUAUAUAACCAUGGUAAGGAUGCUGUAAAACUCUUGAAGGCUGCUGAUCCACAGAAAGACCAAACUUUCUUUCUGAGUCAGAUAUCUCAGCAUGCUUUGCGACAUACCAUCUUUCCCCUUGGAGAAUUCAGGAAAAAUAUUGUAAAGGAAAUGGCAGCAGAGGCAGGAUUUCACCAUAUAUUGAAAAGAAAAGAAAGCAUGGGAAUCUGUUUCAUUGGAGAAAGAAACUUUGAACAUUUUAUUCUUGAGUAUCUCGAACCUCGUCCUGGAAAUUUUGUUUCUAUAGAAGAUGGAAAAAUAAUGGGGACACAUAAAGGUUGGUUUCUGUUCACUUUGGGACAACGUGCCAGAAUAGGUGGUCAAAGAGAUGCUUGGUUUGUAGUUGAUAAAGAGAUCAAAACUGGCGACGUAUUUGUGGCACCAGGCACCUGUCACCCAGCUUUGUACAGGAACUCACUUGAAACUGACCCUGUCCAUUGGAUCGCUCAAAAUCCACCUGCAGACCUGCUCAGGGAUGGAGUGAUGCAGUGCAGUUUUCGCUUCCAGCAUCAAAUGCCUCUUGUGCAGUGUCAAAUAACACUAAAUGCAGAUUCUACAGUUUUGGUGACCCUUGUCAAACCAGUCAGAGCACCAACACCAGGACAGUAUGCUGUGCUGUACAAGGAUGACGAAUGCCUUGGCAGUGGCAAGAUAAUGAAACUUGGCCUGUCCAUGUACAAGGCAGGAGAGGAUAAAUUGGCAAAUUUCAGAAGACCGGUGUUACCAGAUAACGAAUCCAUGCCGUAACGUGUAGUUCAACUUGGCAAGAUGCUGUGAACCACCGGAACUAAUAGGAAUAACUGCAUGAAUCCAUCUGUAACCAGACUAGAAUCGGAGUAGACUUCAUUGUUGCAUGAAGACCAUUUCUCACUACCUCCCCUUAAACCCAAUGUUCAAAUAUACUUUAAUAUUUACCAUGGAGGUUAACCCUGGCUUUUGAGAUGUUGCUUUUCUUGUGCCUUCGGUUAAUUUUCAAAUAUUUGCUUUUGGAUCCCACAUUCCUAUUAGUUCCAAAAAUGUUGUUGGUCAUGAUUUUUCUAGUCCUUUAUGAAGCAAAUGUAUUCCUUAAUCCUUAGAACAUAUGUUUUAAUAUAUAUUAAGCUGAUCACAUUUUGUAAUUUAUUUUUACAAUGAUUGCAGUAAUUUGAACUUGUUUUUGAUUAAAAAAUUAAAAAAACUG
This is a messenger RNA of Amblyraja radiata (thorny skate), 2046 nucleotides long. RefSeq names its product tRNA 5-methylaminomethyl-2-thiouridylate methyltransferase (gene trmu). The record is from RefSeq and is a predicted model, not a curated record. Gene Ontology annotation, molecular function: sulfurtransferase activity. Gene Ontology annotation, biological process: tRNA wobble position uridine thiolation. Bases 375 to 1613 code for a protein of 412 amino acids. The transcript has 11 exons. Lineage: Eukaryota; Metazoa; Chordata; Chondrichthyes; Rajiformes; Rajidae. Gene Ontology annotation, cellular component: mitochondrion.